Molecule: messenger RNA, 432 nt
Organism: Centruroides sculpturatus (bark scorpion)
Lineage: Eukaryota; Metazoa; Arthropoda; Arachnida; Scorpiones; Buthidae
Product: DEAD-box ATP-dependent RNA helicase 42-like
Exons: 4
Source: RefSeq, a predicted model, not a curated record
AUGAGAAGAUGGGAAGGAGCAAAAGGGAGUAUACAAUACGAAGAUGAAGAGGAGCAGCAAGAAGUGACGGUAAUAAUAGGAAGAGAAAAGGGAAGAAAUAGACGAAGAGAGGGAGGAGAAAAAGGAGAGGAGAAAAAUGGAAACAGAAACAGGAAACGAAGAAGGAAGGGAGCAGAAAAAGAGAGAAGGGGAGAAUGGGAGAGAGAGAAAGAGAGACAGAUGAGAGAUGAAAGGGAGGAGAGAAUAGAAGGGAGAGGAAAGAAAAGAGGAGGAGGAAGAAAUAGACGAAGAGAGGGAGGAGAAAAAGGAGAGGAGAAAAAUGGAAACAGAAACAGGAAACGAAGAAGGAAGGGAGCAGAAAAAGAGAGAAGGGGAGAAUGGGAGAGAGAGAAAGAGAGACAGAUGAGAGAUGAAAGGGAGGAGAGAAUAGAA